Messenger RNA from Phacochoerus africanus (Common warthog), 942 nucleotides. Its product is annotated as olfactory receptor 5A1-like. Gene Ontology annotation, molecular function: odorant binding; G protein-coupled receptor activity; olfactory receptor activity. Gene Ontology annotation, cellular component: membrane. Gene Ontology annotation, biological process: sensory perception of smell; G protein-coupled receptor signaling pathway. Lineage: Eukaryota; Metazoa; Chordata; Mammalia; Artiodactyla; Suidae. The record is from RefSeq and is a predicted model, not a curated record.
AUGGGAAACAUGUCCGCAACUAAGUCUUGGGACAGCUCAUCUAUGACCAUGUUCAUCCUUCUGGGAUUUUCAGACCAUCCAGGACUCCAAGUCCCCCUCUUUGCGACCUUCCUGGGCCUCUAUCUCAUGACCCUGGCCUGGAAUCUGGCCCUCAUUCUUCUGAUCAGAGGUGACACCCGACUACACACACCCAUGUACUUCUUCCUCAGCAACCUCUCCUUCACUGAUAUUUGCUACUCUUCUGCAGUGGCUCCCAAGAUGCUCACUGACUUCUUCCGGAAGCAGAAGACCAUAUCAUUCUUGGACUGUGCCACCCAGUUCUUUUUCUUUGUUGGCAUGGGUCUCACCGAGUGCUUCCUCUUGACUGCAAUGGCAUAUGACCGCUAUGCAGCCAUCUAUACCACCAUCACGUCCCAGGGCCUCUGCAUACGCAUGGUGGUUGGGGCUUAUGCUGGUGGUUUCUUAAGCUCCCUGGUCCAGGCCAGCUCCCUAUUUCAGCUUCAUUUCUGUGGACCCAACAUCAUCAACCAUUUCUUCUGUGACCUCCCACCAGUCCUGGCACUUUCUUGCUCUGACACCUUCCUCAGUCAAGUAGUGGAUUUCCUUGUGGCAGUCACCAUGGGGGGCACAUCCUUCCUCAUCCUCCUCAUCUCCUACAGUUACAUAGUGGCUGCCGUUCUGAAGAUCCGCUCAGUGGAAGGCCGAAGGAAAGCCUUCAACACCUGUGCCUCACACCUGAUGGUGGUGACUCUGCUGUUUGGGAUGGCCCUUUUCAUGUACCUGCGACCCAGCUCCAGCUACUCCCUGGGCAGAGACAAGGUAGUGUCUGUGUUCUAUUCGCUAGUGAUUCCCAUGCUGAACCCGCUCAUUUACAGUUUGAGGAACAAAGAGAUCAAAGAAGCCCUGUGGAAGGUGUUGGAGAAGAGGAAGCUGUUUUCCUAA